Messenger RNA from Meyerozyma guilliermondii ATCC 6260, 1722 nucleotides. It is a transcript of the gene HEM1, whose product is annotated as 5-aminolevulinate synthase. The transcript has a single exon. Gene Ontology annotation, biological process: heme biosynthetic process. The record is from RefSeq and is a predicted model, not a curated record. The coding region runs from base 1 to 1722 and encodes 573 amino acids. NCBI's taxonomy places the organism in Eukaryota, Fungi, Ascomycota, Pichiomycetes, Serinales, Debaryomycetaceae. Gene Ontology annotation, cellular component: mitochondrion. Gene Ontology annotation, molecular function: 5-aminolevulinate synthase activity; pyridoxal phosphate binding.
AUGGAAGUUGUCACCCGUGCCUCGUUGAAGGUAUGUCCGUUCGUGAAGUCGGCCUCGGCCCAAUCUCUUCGUCAGAUGAGUCAGAAGUCGGGUUUGGCCAAUCAGGCUCGUCAAUGCCCAUUCAUGAAUGCCGCUUUAAAAACUUGUGAAGGAUCGACAAGAUCGUACACCACUGCCUCCAAGCCUGUCAGUGCCACUGCGGCAUCGGCGGCUUCUGGUGGCCAAAAAAUCUCGACUCCUUACGUCUACAAGCAGGACCAGCUUGCCGGUCAUCAAGUCAACCUUGGCUCCAAAGAGGAGGCGUUUGACUAUGAUGGGUUCUUGGGCAGUGAGUUGGACAAGAAACGGUCCGACAAGCUGUAUCGUUACUUCAACAACAUCAAUCGGUUAGCCCAUGAAUUUCCUCGGGCUCAUCGUACCGCUGAGGAAGACAAGGUGAUGGUUUGGUGCUCCAAUGAUUACCUUGGAAUGGGCAAGAACGAAAAAACUUUGACCGAGAUGAAGCGGGUAUUGGAAAAGUACGGUACUGGUGCUGGUGGAACCCGAAACAUCGCCGGUCAUAACCGACAUGCCAUCAAAUUGGAAUCUGAACUUGCGGCUUUGCACAAGCAUGAAGCUGCGUUGGUGUUCUCGUCUUGCUUUGUUGCCAAUGAUGCCGUCUUGUCGUUGUUGGGCCAAAAAAUGAAGGACUUGGUGAUCUUUUCCGACGAGUUGAAUCAUGCUUCCAUGAUCCAAGGUAUCAGAAAUUCCAGAGCCAAAAAACAUGUUUUCAAGCAUAACAACUUGCAAGACUUGGAGGAAAAGUUGGCUAUGUACCCUAAAUCCACCCCCAAGUUGAUUGCGUUUGAAUCGGUGUACUCGAUGUGUGGUUCUAUUGCGCCUAUCGAAGCCAUUUGCGACUUGGCUGACAAGUAUGGUGCGUUGACCUUUUUGGACGAAGUUCAUGCCGUGGGUAUGUACGGUCCUCAUGGUGCUGGUGUUGCCGAGCACUUGAACUUUGAAGCCCACUUGAAAGCUGGAAUUGAACAACCAGCCACUUCCACUGUCAUGAACAGAAUCGACAUGGUAACUGGUACUUUGGGUAAGGCUUACGGAACUGUAGGAGGUUAUGUUACCGGUAAGGCAAACAUGAUUGACUGGUUCAGAUCUUAUGCUCCAGGGUUUAUUUUCACCACCAGUUUACCUCCUGCCAUUAUGGCGGGAUCUAGUGAAGCUAUUCGGUACCAAAGAUCCACCUUGAUGGACCGUAUUGCUCAACAAAAGAACACUAGAUACGUCAAAGACAACUUGAACUCUCUCGGAGUCCCUGUGAUUCCAAACCCUUCGCACAUCGUGCCGGUGUUAGUUGGUAAUGCUGCUGAUGCCAAGAAAGCAUCUGACUUAUUAUUGGACAAGCAUAACAUUUACGUUCAAGCCAUCAACUUCCCCACUGUCCCAAUUGGCCAGGAACGGUUGAGAAUCACCCCUACGCCUGGCCACGGUCCUGAGAUCUCCAAUGACUUGAUUGGUGCACUUGACUCAGUUUUCUCUGAGUUGCAAUUGUCUCGUAUUGGUGAUUGGGAAGCUCAAGGUGGCUUGUGUGGAGUUGGUGAAAAGGAUGCUAGUGCAAGCAGCCAUAUUUGGACAGACGAACAAUUGAACUUGACCGACAAGGACUUGAACCCAAAUGUGUUUGAGCCUGUGAUCAGCCCUAUUGGUGUCAGCUCUGGUAUCAUGGUAUAG